AUGUUAUUCUUGAAACCAAGAUAUAACCUAUGGAUAAAACAUGUUAGCAUAAUCCUACGAUCAAUUAGGCUUUUAAGCAGUGACGCAGAAGUGGUUUCAAGUGAAGCUAUACAAAAAUCCAAAAUAUGGCUUCAGACUGUAGAUACUUCAAUUAUUCCAAAACAUUUAUUUGAAAUAACUUACAGUCGUUCAUCUGGACCUGGAGGACAAAAAGUGAAUAAGACAUCUUCAAAAGCCACAAUAUCGUUACAAUCUGGAAUGUGGCUAAAUCCUACAAUUUGUUAUUGGAUUCCAUCACCAAUACUUGAACAGUUGCAAUCCCUGCCAAUACGGUAUGAGACUAAACUGAGAGGUUUAGUCAUACAAUGUGACUCCAGUAGAAACAGAGAUGAAAACACUGAGGAAUGUUUUCGAAGGCUACUUGAAGAAAUUAAGUCAACUAUAUAUUUUGCACCCGAAGUAAAAGAGGAAGAUAAAUUAAAAUGGGAUAUGUUACAAGAGGAUUUUAAGGAGCGUAAAAAGUUCAACAAGAAGAAACAAUCCGAUAAAAAACGAAGCCGUUCUAAAAAAUUUGAUUUGUAA
This is a messenger RNA of Lodderomyces pseudojiufengensis, 582 nucleotides long. RefSeq lists its product as uncharacterized. Gene Ontology annotation, biological process: mitochondrial translational termination. The record is from RefSeq and is a predicted model, not a curated record. Lineage: Eukaryota; Fungi; Ascomycota; Pichiomycetes; Serinales; Debaryomycetaceae. The transcript has a single exon. Gene Ontology annotation, cellular component: mitochondrial large ribosomal subunit. The coding region runs from base 1 to 582 and encodes 193 amino acids. Gene Ontology annotation, molecular function: translation release factor activity.